This is a messenger RNA of Lactuca saligna, 456 nucleotides long. The record is from the annotation of a GenBank genome assembly. NCBI's taxonomy places the organism in Eukaryota, Viridiplantae, Streptophyta, Magnoliopsida, Asterales, Asteraceae.
AUGAAAACAGAACUUCUGAUAAAGGAUGAUAAAUUGGUUCUUGUCAAGGGUAGAAAUUUUAAGAUAAAUCAAGGGCUUGUCAAGAUUGUUGAAAAUAAAUACGCUCCCAAUGUUGAAUACAUUUCACAACUUUUGAAUGCAAAGCUUAAACCCUUGUUCUCAAAGUUAUCACUUUAUAAGGGUGUUACAGAUGGCAAGGCUAAUUCGCAACAAGUGGGAGAUAGGGGAUCUAACAUCAACAUUGUAAAUCCAUAUCAAGUUCUUGAUAUUCAGAAGAUUCUCGAGCUUGAAAGGAAGAUUGUUAUUGGUGAACAAUCUAUGGAAAAACGAUUAGAAGGUAAAACUCCGGUUAUUCCUAAUGUUGCUUUAAGUUAUGGUACUGUGAAGAUUGUUUCGAAUACUGAAGUGGAUCCUAAUGAUGUUGAAACUAAAAGGAGGCUCAAAUUAAAGAGAUGA